GAAACCCAGACCGCCCCGGACGAAACCCAGACCGCCCCGGACCAGGGCCAGACCGUACCGGACGAAACCCAGACCGCCCCGGACCAGGGCCAGACCGCCCCGGACGAAGACCAGACCGCCGAUGAACCUGAACCCCAACACCAGGGAGAAGGCUCAGGCCCUUUGGUGGCCUGGCUGCCUCAGACCGCAGACGGGCCCCCCAGGAAGGACCUGGCCCAGGUCGUGGGGAACCUGAAGGUCCGUGUGAAGGGAGUCAGGAAGCUGAGGGCGAAAGCAGAAACCAUGGACCCAGGCCAGACCCCCCAGGACCCAAACCAGCUCCCCAAUGUGCCUGACAGCCCCCCCACAAAGCCCCUGGCCCAGGUCAUGGGGAACCUGAGGUUCGGGCUGAAGGGCUUCAAAAAGCUGAGGGUUAAACCAGCAUCCACCUCCCGGCUUGAUGAGGAGAAGCCUUUGGGCCAACCUUCAGGCCGGAGCCCCUUGCCUGGCCAGACCGCCCCGGACCCAAGCCAGACCGCACCGGACCCAAGCCAGAUCCCAGAGGAACCUGAACCCCAACACCAGGGAGAAGGCUCAGGCCCUUUCGUGGCCUGGCUGCAUCAGACCGCAGACGGGCCCCCCAGGAAGGACCUGGCCCAGGUAGUGGGGAACCUUAAGGUCCGGGUGAAGGGGGUCAGGAAGCUGAGGGCGAAAAGAGAAACCAUGGACCCAGGCCAGACCCCCCAGGACCCAAACCAGCUCCCCAAUGUGCCUGACAGCCCCCCCACAAAGGCCCUGGCCCAGGUCAUGGGGAACCUCAGGUUCCGGGUGAAGGGCCUCAAAAAGAAGAGGGUUCAAGCACCAACCACCUCCCGGCUCGAUGAGGAGAAGCCUUUGGGCCACCCAUCAGGCCGGAGGCCCUUCCCUGGCCAGACCGCCCAGGACCCAAGCCAGUCCGCCCCGGACCCAAGCCAGACCGCCCCGGACCUAAGCCAGAUCCCCGAGGAACCUGCAGACAGGGCCCCGACAAAGGACCUGUCGAGGAACAUGAGGGUCCGGGGGAGGGCACCAAGAAAGAAGAGGGUCAAAACUGAUACCACCGCCCUGACGGAGCAGGAGGAGGAGAAGCCUUUGGGCCGCCCUUCACGCCAGAACCCCUUUAGGCGCAUCAAGAUGGCCUGGGCCGACCCAAAGGCCGUCAUCACCACCGUCGCCCCCCCGAACACCCCUGAGCAUCAGAAUCUGGUCAUCGAGGCCGAGGAGGAGGGGGAAGCCACAGCUCAGGCUGAGGGGACGGGCCUCAGGCCCCGGGUCAACAAGUGGCUGAACCGUAGAAUGAAGGAAAUGUCCACAUUCGCGGCCCGGUUCCAGUGUGGGUUGUGUGUGCACUAA
Messenger RNA from Gadus morhua (Atlantic cod), 1371 nucleotides. RefSeq names its product titin. Lineage: Eukaryota; Metazoa; Chordata; Actinopteri; Gadiformes; Gadidae. The record is from RefSeq and is a predicted model, not a curated record. The transcript has 6 exons. Bases 283 to 1371 code for a protein of 362 amino acids.